Molecule: messenger RNA, 599 nt
Organism: Episyrphus balteatus (marmalade hoverfly)
Lineage: Eukaryota; Metazoa; Arthropoda; Insecta; Diptera; Syrphidae
Product: TATA-binding protein-associated factor 2N-like
Exons: 1
Coding region: 126-494 (122 amino acids)
Source: RefSeq, a predicted model, not a curated record
AUAGUAAUAAAAUGUUUAUCAAAUUCAAAUAACUUCUUUCACAUAAUUUUUCCAUUCAAUCUAAAUUGGUAUAAAUACUGAUGUUGUUCUCUAAUUUGAUAUCAGUUUAACUUUGAACAACGAAAAUGAAGUUUCUUAUUGUGUUCUCGAUUAUGAUUGUGGCAAUUGCUGCCCAAGGACAUCAUGGUGGUGGUCAUGGAGGUGGCCAUCAUGGUCAAGGAGGUUUCGGAGGCAGUAACCAAGGAGGAUUCGGUGGUAGCCAAGGAGGAUUUGGCGGUAAUCAAGGAGGUGGCCAUCAUGGUCAAGGGGGGUUCGGCGGCGGUAGUCAAGGAGGAUUUGGAGGUAAUCAAGGAGGCUUCGGCGGCGGUAACCAAGGAGGUUUCGGCGGUAGCCAAGGAGGUGGACACCAUAGCCAAGGUGGGUUCGGUGGUAACCAAGGAGGAUUUGGAGGCAACCAAGGAGGUUUCGGUGGUAACCAAGGUUUUGGAAAGUAAAGUAACAACGUGAAGAAAUCGAAUCCAAUUCAAUCUUAAGGAAUUUUUUACAAUUCAAAGUGCUAUUCCUACAUGCAUCCAAAAUAAAAGACUUAAAAAUGUAAA